AUGGAUAAGUACAAAAUCGUCAAGCAACUGGGCGAUGGAACCUUCGGAAGUACACGUGAAGAUGAUGCGAAAGUCUCGAAAUACCUUUUCUUUUUUCAUCAUUGCAUUUGUAGUCAAUCAGAACUGACCGAUCCCUCGUUCUGUGGUUAUUCGUCUCUAUCUAAUAGAACCACUGGUCAGGCAUCGUCUCACAUUGCGUCUCUAUUGGAAAAAUCUACAUUUGACUAG
Messenger RNA from Adineta ricciae, 228 nucleotides. NCBI's taxonomy places the organism in Eukaryota, Metazoa, Rotifera, Eurotatoria, Adinetida, Adinetidae. The record is from the annotation of a GenBank genome assembly.